UGAAGUGCUGUUCUGCGCCGUGUCCGGCAGAGGGCGCAGCAGCAUCCCAGCGGGGACUGUCAGUACUAGGACACUGGUCUGUGCCACACGUGCUCUGUGCCCGGCCUCCUCUCUCCAUUUUGCCCACCAUCGCCUGCACAGAGACAUCAUGCCCAUCUUCGAUCUGUUUACCAAUGUGGCCCGGGACGCGAUCCCCGAUAACCUUCUGUGCAGCCUGACCGAGCAGCUCGCCAAGGCCACCGGCAAGCCAGCAGAGUACAUCGCUGUGCAUAUUCUGCCUGACCAGCUAAUGAGUUUUGGGGGCUCAACAGAACCAUGUGCUCUUUGUAGCCUGAAGAGCAUUGGCAAGAUUGGAGGUCAACAAAACAAGAAUUACACCAAGUUGCUGAGUGAUACGCUAAAUAAAGAACUGCAUGUACCCGCUGACAGGGUUUACUUCAAUUUUGUGGACUUAAAUCCUGCUAAUGUGGGCUGGAACAAAUCUAUCUUUGGGUAACGUUUUCACUCAAAAUUGAUGAACAGAUGAAUCAACAACCGCAGUUUAAAACCAUGUCUACAAUGUAAUACAUUCCAUGUUAAAUAAACAUCUUAAUGAAAUAA
Pseudophryne corroboree (corroboree frog) is the source of this 600-nucleotide messenger RNA. It is a transcript of the gene MIF, whose product is annotated as macrophage migration inhibitory factor. Lineage: Eukaryota; Metazoa; Chordata; Amphibia; Anura; Myobatrachidae. The coding region runs from base 149 to 496 and encodes 115 amino acids. Gene Ontology annotation, molecular function: phenylpyruvate tautomerase activity; cytokine activity. The record is from RefSeq and is a predicted model, not a curated record. The transcript has 3 exons.